Molecule: messenger RNA, 2571 nt
Organism: Penaeus monodon (black tiger shrimp)
Lineage: Eukaryota; Metazoa; Arthropoda; Malacostraca; Decapoda; Penaeidae
Exons: 5
Coding region: 415-1428 (337 amino acids)
Cellular component (GO): membrane
Source: RefSeq, a predicted model, not a curated record
UGUCACAAGGCCGAAAAAACGCUCCAGUAAAGUCAACAAUAGACAAAGUGGUUCAUAAAUAUGGACAGCAACAAUGUCACACAUGUAGCGUGUGGUCAUCGGCAUCCUUACUGUGACCCAGACAAUGGGACCCCCACGCUAGCAUUAAGUUUCCUGUCUUGAUCAAGUGAAGACGUACUGCUCGGCGCUGCUGAAUCCUGGCGUGACCCGUUGUUGGUAACCAAAGUAACCUCAUUUGUCAUCCAAGCAGUCGCGUCUCAGGGAGUUUCUAAGCAGUGACAUUUGUGAGCUCAGGCAAGAAAGAAGUUGCCUGAGCAGUGCCAGCCGUGUGCUCAGUCAAGAAGGAAAUUUUCUUCAUCUGUGUGCUCAAGGAACAGGGUAGGGCAAGGCUGGGUGUAAGAACAGACAUUCACGAUGAACUGCUCAAUGAACAUAGACCACUACUCGGACAAUACUACGUAUGUGUCCUAUCCACUCGUCGUCUAUGGCGUCGUUCAUUAUUACAUUGUUUUCGUCCUAGGCACCAUCGCGAACGGUGUUGCGUUGUGGUGCAUAUCGAAGUGUACGAAAACCAACGCGGCCAUGAAACUGCUGAUGAUGAGCAUCUUCGCUGCUCUUCUCGUGAUCUGCUUGAUAACCCGACCCGUGAUGGCCGAGAGGCUGAUGGGGAGUUUGUACUGUGACAUGACGAGGCCCGACCUGAGGGUCCUUCUUGGUUUCGCUAUUCUCUACUCGUUCUGCGCUCAGUUCGAACUCGCUGCCAUCGCGGUCGUGGCGGUGUGCAGGACUGUUGCGGUGUGGGCGUCCAGUGCUCAUGUACUGCCUCUGAAAGUAGCUGUAGGCGCAGUGGUCGGGAUCUUCAUCUAUUCCUUUGCAACAGCAGUUUUCUUGCUAGGACCCAUGAUGGCCCGUUACAUCAAAGACCCAGAGAUUGAAAACGUGGUCAACGGUGUCUAUUUCUUCCUUAAUACGUUUGUGCCCAUCAUCACGACCAUGUCCUGUUACGUGGCCAUGAUCAUUGCGAUGCGGCGCAACGGGCGGCGGAUGGCCAAGGUGCAGUCCAGCCACUCCAGAGUCGUCAACAACGCCACCCGAGGAAUGCUCGCUGUGUUCGUGUCCAACCUUCUCUUCGGUCUUCCUCAUUCCGUCUACCACAUGUUGCCUCGUCCACCCCAGUCCUUCGACAUCAUCUUCCAUAUCCUCUUCUCCACGCACUUCGUCGUCGAUCCAUUUGUAUUCAUAUACUUCCAUCACAGUUUCCGUCGCCGCGUAGGCGAGCGCUUGUGGGCGGCGUGGGUGUGGGUGGUCGGAAUGUUCGGCGCCCCUGCCCCCAAGACGCCCACGCCCCUCACCACCAGCACCACGACCUCGACUGUCGGGAAGGAAACCCUCCAUAGGAAGGACCAACUCGCAGAACAAAAUGUCUAAAUGACUGAGGCUUCUCGCUUAUCUCGCGAGGAAGUGAAUAUUUUACCCUUUGUUUCUGGCUCUCUGUUAUACACGGGAGGCUCUCGCUUUGGGGAUUCAUGGGGAUUACCCGGAGAUGUUUGUGUGCGUGGAAAGUGGCGCACAUUGCGAAAUCCCUGCAUCCUGUGCGAGAACAAGUAUUUGCUUGGUAAUAGCGAGUUCAUAUCCGAACUAAAUUGUGUGUGCAUUACGUAUAUGCAGUACACUUUUAACAUUAAAGUGUUAGCUGUUAUUUUUAUAACGUUCAUUGUUAACCCAUUGUUGGCAGUAUGUACAGAACCAUUUAUUUUGUUCUGUUAUAUUCACAGAUAUAUCUAUCCAGUUCUGGUCAUGUGUUCACUUUACUUUCACAAACUUAAAGGAGCUACAUACGCCUUAAAAGUCCUGGUAAAUACUCAAUCUAUCUCUCUUUAUUUAACGACGUUCUUUAUCCGUUGCUGUAUCGAUUCGCAUUCCAAAAUAUUAGUCCAAAAAGCAGUGACGCCACAGUGCUCUUAAUCGUUAGGAAAUGUGAAUAUAGAUAACAAGCGUACAAGCGGAAUCCGUAUUGAGAAGCCAUCUGCUAAUUGCAAAAUUGACGUGGAAAAAGCUUUACACGGCAAAAUGUGGUUGCUUGUUCGUCCAAAUGACAUAUAUAUGUCGUGGUUAAUCAUUGAGAAAUUCGGGGAAAUCAGUUAGGCGAAUGACCUCUCGCUUGGCAAAAGUGGUAAAUAUACCAUGACAUAUUUUCCUGAUAUUUAGGCAAAUAAUGAUAUUACGCCUUAUAAAUUUAGCAUUCUCCUGCAAAUGGAAAAUGAAAAAUGCUUUGAAACAUAACUUUAGCUUAAUGUAAUAUACACAUUAGUUACAAUGAACGUCACAUUCAACUCAGCAAAAAGUGCUAUUGAAGCUUUUGAUAUUCUGAAUAUAUGAAAUUUCACAUCUUUAUUAAGAGGAUUUUUUUCUAUCUCUAUCUAUCUAUCUUUUAGUUAUGUUAUGUUUUAGUUAUCAAUACCAAAGUAAACAUUCCUCUUGAUAUUACCUAUGUAUCAAACAUAUCGAUGCAGAUCUCGAGGUUUCGAAUACUGCACUUUGUAUAUAAAUGAUCAAAUAGGACUGAUUAUC